Messenger RNA from Phragmites australis (common reed), 3352 nucleotides. RefSeq names its product putative pentatricopeptide repeat-containing protein At1g74580. Bases 272 to 2560 code for a protein of 762 amino acids. Lineage: Eukaryota; Viridiplantae; Streptophyta; Magnoliopsida; Poales; Poaceae. The transcript is spliced from 4 exons. The record is from RefSeq and is a predicted model, not a curated record. Gene Ontology annotation, molecular function: protein binding.
UUUCUUUUCUUCAUAAGGAUUAUGGUCUAUUAGAUAUGAAAAAUUAUAAAUGAUACUGUGUAAAUUUAGGAAAAUAUGCUGUCUCAUAUCACUAGAGCUAUCACUAACUCUAACUGUUGCAUUAGGUGUGCGACGGCUGCUUGUGAAUUUGAUCCACUCAAUUUGAUUUGGACAAGAUCCACCGCCGCCGCGCGCGGUCCCCACCUAGCUGGAAUGGAAAUGGAAUGGCUGCUCUUCUCCUUCCUCCCGCCGUUGCGCCCCUAAUGCUGCAAUGCCGCCGCGCCCGCUGUCACAAGCCACCGCCGCCGCCCCCUCCGUCAUCACCCGGCACCCUCGCCCUCACCCGCGCCCCGCCUCCGCCUCCACCCUCCCCGCUUACCUCGCGCUCAUCCGCGACCUCGCCUCCGCCGGUCGCUUCGACGCCCUCGACGCCGCCCUCGCCUCCGCUCGCUCCCGCCUAGCUCCUGCCUCCAUCCAACCGCUCUACGUCGCCUCCAUCCGCGCCUACGCCCGCGCCGGCCGCCUCCGCGCCGCUGUCGACGCCUUCGAGCGCAUGGACCUCUUCUCCUGCCCGCCCGCCACCCCCGCCUACAACGCCAUCAUGGACGCCCUCGUCGACGCCGCCUACCACGACCAGGCACACAAGGUCUACGUCAGGAUGCUCUCCGCCGGCGUCGCCCCCGACGCCCGCACCCACACCAUCCGCCUCAAGUCCUUCUGCCUCACCGGCCGCCCCCACGUCGCAUUGCGCCUGCUGCGCACAUUGCCGGAGCGCGGCUGUGACGCCAGAGCGGUCGCCUACUCCACGGUCGUCUGUGGCUACUAUGCCCAUGGGCACAACCACGAUGCACGGAACCUGUUCGAUGAAAUGCUUGACAGGCACGUCUUCCCUGACGUUGCCACUUUCAACAAGGUUUUGCACGCCCUUUGCCAGAAAGGGGAUAUCAUGGAGUCCAGCACACUUCUAGCCAAGGUCCUCAAGCGGGGGAUGUCGGUGAACAAGUUUACCUACAAUAUAUGGAUCCGGGGCCUCUGCGAAGGCGGCAGGUUGGGCGAGGCUGUUGUGCUCGUGGAAGAGAUGGACACCUACAUUGUGCCAGAUGUUGUAACUUACAACACAUUGAUGCGCGGCCUUUGUAAGGAGUCCAAGGUUCAGGAAGCUGCACUGUAUCUUGGCAGGAUGAUGAACCGAGGUUGCAUGCCAGAUGAUUUCACCUACAACACCAUCAUCGAUGGCUACUGCAAGAUGGGAAUGGUGCAAGAAGCUACUGAGCUUCUCAAAGAUGCCGUCUUUAAAGGUUUUGUGCCUGACCGGGUCACAUAUUGCUCACUUAUCAAUGGGUUGUGUGCUGAGGGUGACAUUGAGAGGGCCCUGGAACUGUUUAAUGAGGCACAAGCAAAAGAGCUGAGGCCUGAUCUUGUCGUGUACAACUCUCUUAUUAAGGGGCUCUGUCGUCAAGGGUUGAUCUUGCACGCCUUGCAGGUCAUGAAUGAGAUGGCCGAGGAUGGUUGCCAUCCUGACAUUUGGACAUACAAUAUUGUCAUCAAUGGCCUCUGCAAGAUGGGGAAUAUUUUAGACGCGACAGUUGUGAUGAAUGAUGCCAUUGUGAAAGGAUACCUUCCAGAUGUAUUUACCUUCAACACAUUGAUUGAUGGGCACUGCAAGAGAUUGAAGCUGCACAGUGCACUUCAGCUUGUUGAAAGGAUGUGGACAUAUGGCAUCACCCCAGAUGCUAUUACGUACAACUCGGUUCUAAAUGGUCUCUGCAAAGCUGGGAAGGACAAGGAAGUCAACGAAACAUUCGAAGAGAUGAUCCUUAAAGGAUGCCGACCAAAUGCUAUUACAUACAACAUACUGAUAGAGAAUUUUUGCAAGAUCAAUAAACUGGAGGAGGCUUCUGGGGUGAUAGUGAGGAUGAAUCAACAAGGAUUAGUUCCUGAUGCAGUUAGUUUCAACACACUGAUUCAUGGAUUCUGUAGGAAUGAUGAUCUUGAUGGAGCGUACCUACUGUUUCAGAAGUUGGAUGAGAAAGGGUACUCUGUAACAGCUGACACUUUCAAUAUCCUGAUUGGUGCAUAUUCAAGUAAGCUGAAGAUGCAAAUGGCUGAAAAGAUUUUUGAUGAAAUGGUCAGCAAGGGCUAUACACCUGAUUCAUAUACUUAUCGUGUUCUAAUUGAUGGGUCAUGUAAGGCCGCUAAUGUUGACCGUGCGUAUGUGCUUCUGGUAGAAAUGAUAAACAAGGGUUUUGUUCCAUCCAUGUCAACUUUUGGCCGUGUGAUAAAUUCACUUGCAGUGAACCAUCGGAUUUCUGAAGCUGUUGUUGUUGUUCACACCAUGGUGAGAAUUGGAGUAGUUCCUGAGGUUGUUGAUACCAUCUUGAGUGCUGACAAGAAGGAGAUAGCUGCACCGAAGAUACUUGUUGAGGACUUGAUGAAGAAGGGACACAUUAGUUACCCUACUUAUGAAGUUCUGCAUGAAGGAGUGAGAGAUAACAAAUUAACUAGAAAAGCUCGAAAGAUAAAAUGUCUAAUAUGGUUAAUUCGGAACAUCAGUGAUUAAUGAACUCAUUAAGUCAAUACAGCUUUGAUGUAUCCAAGCAUAAGAUGUGCUUAUGCUAGUAGUUGAGUUGUCCAGAUUCCUGUACGCAGCUGUAUGUUGUUACUUCAGGGCUUCUGUGCUCAGAAUAUGGAGACCAUCUGUCCCUAAAUGCAGGAACACAAAAGGUCUGCGGUACUUCUAUAUACGUUUUGAAGGCCUGUGGCACUCAAGGUACUGCAGCAUUUAAAAUUGAUGUUGGGAGGUGCCCAUUAUUCAUAUGAGAUGUUGGUGAAUUAACCUGGCAAUGCAGGCUGCUGUGUUCAUCCGACUACGAGCUUGUGACAAGAUUCUGAACAACCUCCUGCCUGUUGUUGUUGGUGCUUACAUAUGUUUUUACAAGUAUUAUUUCAGAGACAGAAGGACUGAGCUUGGGAAGGAGAUUGAGCUAAGAUCGUGAAGUAAAUUGCCAAGACUCUACUGCAGCCAAGGAAGCAUCGGUAUUCUCUAUUCUCUACCUGGCUGUCGCAGGAUCAAGUGAUACAUCUCAGUGUAAAGUUGUUCCAUUGGUUUGCUUUGUGUAAUCAGUAUCUUUCUAGAAACAUUUUUAACUCUGUUAGUCAUAAUAACACUUGUUUGUGCCUGUAAUAUUGUUGUACAUGGAUUCUAGGAUGACUUGUAUUUGCAAAUAGAGGGAGCAGUAUGUGUUUCCAACCUACCUGUUGACAUUUUUGGCCUGUUUGAGAAGGCAUUCAGAGUUGCCCAGAUUCUAAUUAGAUACAGACAAAUAAUAUAUAUAUGCAAAAGCUUUCAGCA